Messenger RNA from Neoarthrinium moseri, 780 nucleotides. RefSeq lists its product as uncharacterized. Gene Ontology annotation, biological process: ubiquitin-dependent protein catabolic process. Gene Ontology annotation, cellular component: cytosol; proteasome core complex; proteasome core complex, alpha-subunit complex. The coding region runs from base 1 to 780 and encodes 259 amino acids. Lineage: Eukaryota; Fungi; Ascomycota; Sordariomycetes; Amphisphaeriales; Apiosporaceae. The transcript is spliced from 5 exons. The record is from RefSeq and is a predicted model, not a curated record.
AUGUCGGGCAGUGCGGGAUUCGACCGACACAUCACCAUCUUCUCCGAGCAGGGCAGACUGUACCAAGUCGAAUAUGCAUUCAAGGCAAUCACAGCGGCGAACAUCAUGUCGAUAGGCGUCCGCGGCAAGGACUGCGCAGUAGUCCUGUCCCAGAAGAAGGUCCCCAUAGCCCGCCUCCAGGACAAGCUGAUCGACCCCAGCUCCGUAUCCCACAUCUUCCAGAUCUCCCCGUCCGUUGGCUGCGUCAUGACCGGCUCCAUUGCCGAUGCCCGUGCCUUUUCACAGCGUGCCCAGGGCGAGGCUGCUGAGUUCAGAUACAAGUACGGAUACGAGAUGCCUUGCGAUGUCUUGGCAAAGAGGCUGGCCAACAUCAGCCAGGUCUACACCCAGAGAGCCUACAUGAGACCGUAUGGCGUAGCGACGACCUUGAUAUCCCUGGACGCUGAGCUUGGCCCCCAACUGUUCAAGUGCGACCCGGCUGGCUACUACGUCGGCUACAAGGGCACGGCUGCAGGUCCCAAGCAGCAGGAGGCGCUCAAUCAUCUCGAGAAGAAGCUCAAGAACAAGGAUCAUGCAGAAGGCACGUGGGAGGAUGUCGUGGAACUGGCCAUCACCACGCUCAGCACCGUCCUCAGCAUGGACUUCAAGAAGGGCGAGAUCGAGAUUGGCAUCGUCGGAGGCCCCCGCGCCGACGGCAAGGAAGGUCCCAACCCCGGUUUCAGGACCCUGACGGAAGACGAGAUCGAUGAGAGAUUACAGGCUAUUGCUGAGAAGGACUAA